CGGUCCCCAUAGCAACCCCAGCAGCUUGCCUGAGCAAACGAAAUGGCUGAUGUGGCCUCCGGCUUGGAGGGCCUGGAUCUGGGGGCCCUGAGCCCAGAGCAGCAGGCACAGCUCAUGGAGUUCAAGAUUAACACUCGCAUUGCCAAUGAGAAGUACCUGAGGUCUCACAAAGAAGUUGAGCUGCUGCUAUCAGGAUUUCUGAGAGAAAUUAUGCUGAGAAGACCAGAGAAUAUCCCUGAGUUUGCAGCAGAACAUUUUACGGAUCCGGAGCUUCCAAUGAAGACGCAGAAAAAACUAGCGGAAAAAGCAAACCAGGUGAAUUGAGAGAGACGUGACCCACUCUUUCCUUGCUGAAGCAGGAUAGAAAUUUAGGAGAUUUUUUUUUUGGACGAUUUUUAGAUUUAUCCUCCAGCUUCUCUGGAAUGUGUUUAUUUUUAUUUUGAAAGCUUUGCAAUAUGGCUAAUAAUUCUCAGUUGUAUAGUGUCCUCUGGAGGCAGAGAGAGAGAUUGCACCACCUUUGUUGCUGGUGCUGUUUCAUGCUUUACAGCUGUAUGUUCUGACGGCAUCAUUAAAAUAGAUCUGCUGGGCAA
This is a messenger RNA of Malaclemys terrapin pileata, 590 nucleotides long. RefSeq names its product regulatory subunit of type II PKA R-subunit domain containing 1 (gene RIIAD1). Lineage: Eukaryota; Metazoa; Chordata; Testudines; Emydidae. The record is from RefSeq and is a predicted model, not a curated record. Bases 43 to 324 code for a protein of 93 amino acids. The transcript has 4 exons.